AUGCGGUGCCACCAGUUUCCGCUGCAUAAUGGCGCGAUGCACCCGGUUGCCGCAUGGUCUCUGGACGGCCAUGAGAUCCCGCAGUCGGCACGCGACCACCUACAUGCUCUCUUUCACCAGCCGCUCCACCCUACGUUUCUACCGGCGUGCGCAUGGUCACUGUCGCGCACACAGCCACCGUCGGACGUGCUUCUCAACGUGCACGUGGGCGUUUCAGCCUCCAAGGUCGCAGGUGGCACUCAAUUUCUUGUCUCGGGCGACUAUGCGUUCUACCAUUACAUGCAGCAAGGGGUCAACGACAAGGGUUGGGGUUGUGCGUAUCGGUCGCUCCAGACCCUGGCUUCGUGGCUAGUCUUCAACCGCUACACUUCGGUUCCCGUCCCGACCCACCGUGAGAUUCAAGAAACACUGGUGCAAAUUGGCGACAAGCCGCCCCGUUUUCUCGGCUCGUCCGACUGGAUUGGGUCGAUCGAAGUGGGGUUUGUGCUCGACGAGCGCUACGGGAUCACAUUUCGAAGCCUCUCCUGUGCAUCGGGCGCCGAUUUGCCGUCCCGGGCACACGACCUCGCGCUCCAUUUUGAGUCGCAGGGAACGCCCGUCAUGAUGGGCGGCGCUUCCAUGGCGUACACGGUGCUUGGUGUUGACAUCCAUGCGUCAACGGGCGACGUAGCGUAUUUGAUUCUGGAUCCGCACUACACUGGUCCCGACGAUCUGGUGACGAUCCAAACAAAGACAGUGUCCCUCGAGGGCUUCAAGGGCGUCGCUUGUGGCUGGCGCAAAACAACGUCGUUUGCACCAGGAAGCUUCUACAACUUUUGCCUGCCCCAGCGCCCAGAGCUGCAUUGAUCCACGAUUCUAACAUGGGAUUUGAUGUCCC
Molecule: messenger RNA, 877 nt
Organism: Saprolegnia parasitica CBS 223.65
Lineage: Eukaryota; Oomycota; Saprolegniomycetes; Saprolegniales; Saprolegniaceae
Exons: 6
Coding region: 1-846 (281 amino acids)
Source: RefSeq, a predicted model, not a curated record